ACGGAAGACAUGAGGUUCCCAUUGGGUUAAGCUCCCCUCCAUACCCACUCCUAAAACCACAUUUCCGAUCUUUACAAACAGUACUGUCCUCUGUUACUUCAGUUUCAAAUCCAUGGCAUCGAUUAAGGUUCUGGGCUCAGUGCCGAGCCCAUACGUGAACCGGGUUCAAAUCGCUCUCAACUUGAAGUCUGUCGACUACGAGUUUCUGCAGGAGCAAGUUGGGUCCAAAAGUGAGUUGUUACUUAAAUCGAACCCGGUUCAUAAGAAAAUCCCGGUUCUAAUCCAUGGGGAAAAACCGAUUUGCCAGUCCCUUAUCAUUGUGCAGUAUAUUGACGAGGUGUGGAGCGAUGGCCCGAGUAUUCUCCCUUCAGAUCCGUAUGAUCGGGCCGUGGCCCGAUUCUGGGCUGCUUAUCUUGACGAUAAGUGGUGGCCAACAAUUAUGGUGCUUCGUAACGCAGUGGGAGAGGAGGCACAAGCACCAGCACUAGAGAAAGUUAUUGAAGGGCUCAUGCCAUUGGAGGAUGCUUUCGCCAAAUGUAGCAAGGGAAAAGACUUCUUCGGCGGUGACACCAUUGGAUACCUUGAUAUAGCCUUCGGCAGCUUCUUGGGGUGGAUAAGUGGGAUCGAAGUGAUUGCCAAUGUAAAGAUGCUCGACGAAACCAAGACCCCUGGUCUGUUCGAAUGGGCCAAGAUGUUUCGUUCGAAUGCUGCUGUGAAGGAUAUUAUUCCAAAAACAGAAGUGUUUGUGAAGGUAAUCAAGAAGUUUGCUGCUGGAGCCAACGCUCAAUAAUUUUCGGUUGUCACCAACUCAAAUAAAAUUGGGCUACUCAAGAUGGUCUUCUGAGUUUUGUUAUUCAAUAACUGUUCUUGUUUGUAGCAGUUUUUGGAGUAGUUUUUGCUUUUUGUUGUUUUAGAGUUUUGGGAAAGUUUACAAUAUACGCCCCUUAAAAUGGUGUUCCAUAUGCACCUAUUUUAUUAUUCAUUCAUAAAAUUUUAGUGUGUUUCGUAACUUUUGUUCUAUAAUUCAUAACCUUUCAACAA
Rhododendron vialii is the source of this 1041-nucleotide messenger RNA. Its product is annotated as glutathione S-transferase U18-like. The record is from RefSeq and is a predicted model, not a curated record. Gene Ontology annotation, molecular function: glutathione transferase activity. Gene Ontology annotation, biological process: glutathione metabolic process. Gene Ontology annotation, cellular component: cytoplasm. The coding region runs from base 113 to 790 and encodes 225 amino acids. The transcript is spliced from 2 exons. Lineage: Eukaryota; Viridiplantae; Streptophyta; Magnoliopsida; Ericales; Ericaceae.